Messenger RNA from Carcharodon carcharias (great white shark), 6265 nucleotides. It is a transcript of the gene robo1, whose product is annotated as roundabout, axon guidance receptor, homolog 1 (Drosophila). The record is from RefSeq and is a predicted model, not a curated record. Gene Ontology annotation, cellular component: axon; plasma membrane. The transcript has 30 exons. Bases 661 to 5571 code for a protein of 1636 amino acids. Lineage: Eukaryota; Metazoa; Chordata; Chondrichthyes; Lamniformes; Lamnidae. Gene Ontology annotation, biological process: axon guidance; cell-cell adhesion. Gene Ontology annotation, molecular function: protein binding.
GUUAAACACACCAGUCUGACACACACACACACACACACACACAGACAAAAAAAAAAGUUGUUGGAAAACCUGUGUCUGUGUUUACAGAAGAAGGACAUCGGAACGUCUCCCCCACCUCACCCACCAAAAAAAAAAGCCUGUAUGGGCCACCUGAGUGUGUGCGAAAUCUGCUGGGAGCCUUUCAGAGCAAUUUGCACUAUACAGGGGCAAAACAAGCUGAACAGGAGAGGGAAGCGGCAGAAAGCAGGGAUCCCAGAGCUACACAAAAAGGAUAGCAGCAAAAUCCAGAGAGAGGCAAGAGGAAACCCCCUUCCCGACUCUGUUUCAGAGGAAUAGUGAAACUACCUCAGCUCGGUGGGGGGAAUUUUCACCAUUUCGAAGAGAGAGAGAGAAAGUUUCAGAUUUCCACACACAUAUAUUUUUGUAUUUAUAUAUCCUUGCACCCCCCCCCCCCCCCACCGAAGUGGAAAUAUUUUUGAGUACCAUACUGUCAAGAGGAGGCUUGCUGAACAUUGGCGAUGUGGGGCUAAGGCAUUUAGCAAACUGUCUGGUAUAUUUUACUGUUUGUGGGAGUGCCGGAUUCUGCAGGACUCGAAGAGGUUUUCAUUCUGGUCGUGGUUUUGGUAUGACUUGGAUUCCUGUCCAGCUCCGGGAUAUAUCAUGAACACAGCAUUGUUUCGCUUCUGGUUCGCCGUUGGAUCAAUAUGUAUUAGCUCAGGAUCCCGUCUUCGACAGGAGGAUUUCCCGCCCCGGAUUGCGGAACACCCCUCUGACCUGAUCGUGUCCAAGGGCGAGCCGGCCACCCUGAACUGCAAGGCCGAGGGGAGGCCCAGUCCCACCGUCGAGUGGUACAAGGACGGGGAGCGGGUGGAGACGGACAAGGAUGAUCCCCGCUCUCACCGCAUGCUGCUGCCCAGCGGCUCGCUGUUCUUCCUGCGCAUUGUACACGGGCGGAGGAGCAAACCCGACGAGGGCAGCUACGUCUGCGUGGCCCGGAACUACCUGGGGGAGGCCGUCAGCCACAACGCCUCGCUGGAGGUGGCAAUUCUCCGGGAUGAUUUCAGACAGAACCCUUCCGAUGUUAUGGUCGCAGCUGGUGAGCCAUCCAUCAUGGAAUGUCAACCUCCUCGCGGGCAUCCAGAGCCAACCAUCUCCUGGAAAAAGGACAACGCUCUUUUGGACGAUAAGGAUGAAAGGAUCACGAUCCGGGGAGGAAAGCUGAUGAUCACCAACACGCGGAAAAGCGAUGCGGGGAAGUAUGUCUGCGUGGGGACCAACAUGGUGGGCGAGCGGGACAGCGAAGUGGCCGAGCUGACGGUCCUGGAGCGACCUUCCUUUGUGAAGAAGCCUAACAAUCAGGUGCUGCUGGUGGAUGAGACGGUGGAGUUUAAGUGCGAGGCUCGAGGGGACCCGACCCCUACAGUGCACUGGAGGAAGGAGGAUGGCAUGCUGCCAAAGAGCAGGUCUGAAAUCCAGGGGGGCAACACGUUGGUCAUUCGACAUGUCACAGCGGCUGAUGUGGGGACCUACACCUGUGUGGCUGAGAACAUGGUGGGGAAAACCGAGGCAUCAGUCACACUGACGGUGCAUGUUGGGUCAGUUGCUCCGCCGCAGUUUGCGGUGAAACCCCGGGACCAGAUGGUGGCAGUCGGCCGGACGGUCACCUUCACCUGCGAGGCAACUGGGAACCCCCAGCCCGCCAUUUUCUGGCAGAGGGAGGGCAGCCAGAAUCUGCUUUUCUCCUACCAGCCACCGGAACCUUCCAGCAGAUUCUCGGUUUCGCAGGUCGGAGACCUCACCAUCACCAACGUCCAGAGGUCUGAUGUUGGUUAUUACAGCUGUCAGGCACUCAAUGUGGCCGGAAGUGUCAUCAUCAAGGUCUUCCUGGAAGUGACUGAUGUAAUUUCGGACAGGCCCCCCCCUGUCAUUCGUCAGGGCCCCACCAAUCAGACAGUUGCCGUGGACAGCACUGUGGUCCUUGGGUGCUUGGCCAGCGGCUCCCCCUCACCCACCAUCCUUUGGAGAAAGGAUGGGGUCCUGGUCUCCACCCAUGAUUCACGGAUCAAGCAGCAGGAGGCAGGAAACUUGCAGAUCCGUUAUGCCAAGCUGGGUGACUCUGGUAUCUAUACGUGUAUAGCCUCAACGCCAAGUGGUGAAGCUUCAUGGAGCGCACGCAUUGACGUUCAAGAAUUCGGAACUCCAGUUUUGCCUCCUCGGGUACCAGAUCCCAAUCUCAUUCCCGGAGUGCCUACCAAGCCGGAAGUAACGAACGUCAGCAAAAACGCUGUCACAUUGAUUUGGAAACCAAACAUGAACGUUGGAGCCACCCCGACAUCCUACAUCAUUGAGGCCUUCAGCCAUGCCGCUGGCAGCAGCUGGAAAACAGUAGCAGACCGGGUGAAAACUGAAACAUACACCAUCAGAAACCUGAGAUCGAACGCUGUCUACCUCUUCCUCAUCCGAGCCGUCAAUGCUUACGGUCUCAGUGAUCCAAGCCCAAUAUCAGACCCGGUAAAAACCCAAGAUGUCCCACCCACUGGUCAAGGUGUAGAUCACAGGCAGGUGCAGCGAGAGCUUGGUGAGGUGGUUGUCCAUCUCCACAAUCCCAUUAUCCUCUCUUCAUCUUCCAUCCAGAUCCACUGGACAGUGGAUCAGCAAUCACAGUAUAUCCAAGGAUACAGGAUCCUGUACAGGCCGUCACUGUUGGACAGCCGGCCUGACUUGGACUGGUCAGUCUUUGAGGUGAGGUCAGCCACGGAUCGCAGUGCCGUGGUUCCUAAGCUACGGAAAGGCAUGGGUUAUGACAUCAAAGUGAGGCCAUUCUUCAAUGAGUUCCAGGGUGCGGACAGUGAUGUGAAAUACGCCAAGACCCUGGAAGAAGCUCCCAGUGCUCCCCCACAAAGUGUCACAGUAACGCUGAAUGAUGCAAAUGGCACCGGCAUCGUGGUUGCUUGGCAACCACCCCCUGAAGACUCUCUGAAUGGUGAUCUCCAGGAGUAUAAGGUCUGGUGCCUGGGCAACGAGAGCCGUUACCACAUCAACAGGACAGUGGUGGGCACUGCGCUGUCUGUGGUCAUCCCAUCCCUCACCCCUGGUGUCAGGUAUCGUGUUGAGGUGGCAGCUAGUAACAGAGCGGGUCACGGUGUGAAGAGUGAAGCUCAGUAUAUCCAGCUGGAUUCCUUUGGGAGGCUGAGUCCAGAGCAGUCAGAAGACCAGGUCAGCCUGUCACAGCAGAUUUCAGACGUAGUAAAACAGCCGGCGUUCAUCGCAGGAAUCGGAGCAGCUUGCUGGAUAAUCCUGAUGGUCUUCAGUAUCUGGCUGUAUCGGCACAGGAAGAAACGCACUGGCUUAACCAGCAGCUACGCUGGGAUGAGAAAAGUCCCCUCUUUCACAUUCACACCGACAGUGGCCUAUCAGAGAGGAGGUGAAAGCGUCAGCAGUGGAGCAAGACCAGGUUUACUGAACAUCGGCGACUCAAACCAGCCCUGGUUAGCGGACACCUGGCCCAACACGGGAACCAGUCACAACGACUGUAGCAUCAACUGCUGCACCUCAACCAAUGCCAACAGCGAUAGUAACCUUACAACUUACAGCAGGCCAGCUGACUGCAUAGCCAACUAUAACAAUCAACUGGAGAACAAGCAAACCAACUUGAUGCUGCCCGAGUCUACGGUCUACGGAGACAUGGACCUGAGCAACAAGAUCAAUGAGAUGAAGACCUUCAACAGCCCCAACCUGAAGGAGGGUCGCUGCCUAAACCAGACGGUACAGCCCACUCCCUACGCCACGACACAGCUCAUUCAGACCACACUGGGGAACAACAUGAACAGCGGUGGAAUGGAAGUGAAUGAUAAGCAUUGGAAACCGUCACUACAAGCCAAACAGGAGAUAUCCCCAAUGCAGUACAACAUCAUGGAGCAAAAUAAACUCAAUAAAGAUUACCGACUAGCGGAAACGAACAGCAUUCCCACAAUUCCAUACAACCAGACGAGUGAGCAUGGCACAAGUGGGUCCUACAACAGCUCAGAUCGAGGCAGCAACACGUCGGGGAGCCAGGGGCACAAGAAGAACGUUCGAACACCAAAAUUGCCCAAACAGGGUGGCAUGAAUUGGGCAGAUCUCUUACCACCACCUCCAGCUCACCCGCCUCCCACAACAUCCAAUCCCGAUGAAUACAGUGUCACAGAGGAAAGUUACGAUCGAGAGGGGCUCUGCCCACUGCCUCCUGCCAGGAUGUACCUGCAACAGGACGAGCUGGAAGAGGAGGACGAUGAACGGGGCCCCACGCCACCGAUCCGUGGGGCAGCCUCGUCCCCAGCGGCCGUGUCUUACAGCCACCAGUCCACCGCCACCCUCACGCCCUCGCCUCAGGAGGAGCUGAUGCCCAUGUUACAUGGCAGUCAGGAGAACCUGGCCCUCAUCCAAGCUGGGAGCGACCGCAGGUGCCAUCCAGUCAGUCCACCACCUCCACCGAGACCUGUCUCCCCCUCCCACACGUACGGCUAUAUCUCAGGGCCUCUGGUCUCCGACAUGGACACAGAUGCCCCCGAGGAGGAAGAGGAAGAGGAGGAUGUGGAAGUGGCCAAGAUGCACAGCCGCCGGCUCCUCCUACGCGGCCUGGAGCAGACACCCGCCUCCAGCAUGGGAGACCUAGAAAGCUCCGUCACGGGUUCCAUGAUCAACGGCUGGGGCUCAGCCUCCGAGGAGGAUGCCAACAGCUCCAGCGGGCGCUCCAGCGCUGUCAGUUCCUCCGAUGGCUCUUUCUUUACAGAUGCCGACUUUGCACACGCUGUCGCAGCAGCUGCUGAAUAUGCGGGACUCAAAGUAGCUCGACAUCAAAUGCACGAGACAGCAACAGGCCGCCGACACUUCCCCUCGUCGCAUUGUCCUCGUCCCACCAGCCCUUUCUCCACCGACAGCAACGCAAGUGCUGCUGUGAUGCAGAAAUCCCGUCCAAUGAAGAAACUGAAGCACCAGGCAGGGCACGUGCGUCGGGAGAUCUUCACUGAUGAGCUGCCUCCACCACCGAUUCCCCCUCCAGCCAUCAAAUCGCCCACCUUCCAGACAAAGAGUCACCUGGAAGCCUGGCCACCCAUGCUAUCAAAACCGCACGCGGCGGAGCAGAAGGUGGAGCGAGCCGGAGACAGGAAGGCCGCCGGCCUCCGAGGGAGGGAAGGCACGGAUGCCCGGCACCUUCCGGAAAGCCGCACGAACCCGGCUGAGGGGCGAGACCCUCCGGAUCACUGGCAGAAUGAGAUCCACGGUGCCAAACAACGCCUGAAUAAGGCCAGCAAGCGGGAGAACUCCCAGCCAAAGGCCCGCCUCCCCCCAGGUGCAGCAGAGGACGUCCUUCCAUACAGCCGGCCAACCUUCCCCUCCGCGCAGAAUCCCAGGGAGCCGAGCUCAUCCAGCUCCAUGUCAUCGAGAGGGUCCGGAGGUCGGAGGAGAGCGGAACAGGCCAUGCCAGGUAGCAGCACAGGUGCAUCCCGCAGGAACCCAUCAGAAGCCGGUCUACAAGAAAUGGGAACGUACGAGUGUGAAGAAGAAGAUUUUGAGGAAAUUGAAAGCUGAAGAACAGAGCUUAUGUCAAAUGAUUAACUCCGAUUGGACUUUGGAGAGAUCUAUAACAGUUUUUGUAAAACUCCUGCCCAUGGAUGAUAUUUGAUGCCAGAUAUAAUGUUUGGUGCAACGAUAGACCAUGUAAAUUAUGAAUGUUUGCAUCGUGUUGAUUGACCACGUCAGUUAUUUUUUAUUUUUAUUUUUAAUUUUGACUAUUCUCUUUUGUUUUGAGUGGGGUGGGGGAGGGGCAAUCUUGGCUUUUAAUUGUAAUUUAUGUCUGGACUUAACCGUCACUCAACUCCGACCAAUUUUGUUUGUUUGAAAGAAUGAGUUCCUUCAUCAUGGAAAACAGAAAUGGGGUGAUUCAUAUUGUAAAUAUGUACUGGAUUUUUUUUUUUCUCACAUCCCAUUGGUCCUCCAGCUUCCCAUUCAACCCUGUUGUAAAUAAGUCGUGUGUUAAACACCAUCCUCCAAAGAAUAGCCAACUUGGCACAAAGCUGAAUUGCUUUUUUUUAAUAAUAUAUAUAAUUUUUUUUGUCGUUGUAAUGCACUGUUUUAAUUCUUUUUUUUUUGUUUAUUUCUUGGUUUCAAAAGCACAAUCACUAAACUUUUAAUUUUGAAAGGAAAACCAUUUUUUUAAUGGUAGUUAUUAACCUCCUACAUCUUUCUGGAGAAUUGAGUGUGAUGGAGGAAAGGGAAGAGGGAG